AUGAAGGUCGUCUCUACCUUUCUUCAAUCUUCAUCCGUCGUAUCAUCUGUAAAAUGCCGUCUAGCUUCCAGAGAUCUCGAGUACCUGGUAGUUGCCAAACUUAAUCAACUCAGUGUCUACUCCCUGAGGCCCCAUGGCCUCCAACACGAAUGCACCCUCAACAUAUGGGGGAAGAUCUGCUCUGUGAAAGCACUUCCGCUUUCUGAUUCGGGUUACGAUACGCGUUCCAAUAUCGCACUAAUGAUUACUCAUCCUGAGCCUGAGCUUAUAAUCUUAGCCUACAGAGAAGAUGAAAAUGGAGAAGGAAAACUAGUUGUCAACAAACAGAUAUCUCUGUAUGAGCGAUUGCCUCGGGUUGCCGAGUUCUUCACAGACUUUCUGGUACAUCCGUCGGGCAGGUUGGUGGUCGUCAGCUGCUAUGCAAGUAAGCUCAAGAUCGUCACCUUCAAGGGAGGGAAUUACCAGCAAGAUUUUGAUGUUUCUUUACCCGAAAUCAAUGUCUUUUCCUACGCCUUCUUACCAACUCUGGACGAUGAAUACGCGCUUGCAAUCCUCCAUUUUGAUUUCCAGGAACGUUUACAGCUCUGUGCACGCGACAUAGAUCUCGAUGCUUUUGAACUCUCUGCCCAGUUCUCGAUUUUACUGCAACCAACAGUGAUUUCUGAUAAAGUUGUACCCUCCCCGUUGGAUUCUCCCCCUCGUCUAAUCCCAGUACCACCCACCACAACAGAGGAUGGCGACAUUCCAGAGGACGCUUUUCUUGGAGGUAUAUUGGUAGUUGGGGGCAAACAAAUAGCAUUAUAUGAGUUGGCUUCUAAAGAAAGCCAAGAAAAAGAAAGAGGAAAGCUGAAACGGCUUGACUCCAAGAAAAAAAGUAACGAUGCUGUUGAAGUCUCAAAGGCCAGAACAAAAGAGAUGGAACGCGCAAAUCGCAGAAGAAAGGCCACAGCCAUGGUCGAUUGGCCUUGGAGUGAGAUCACCGCCUGGUGCAAUGUUGAUGGCACUUCUCGUUUUCUUAUCGGAGAUUAUUUCGGCAGGCUUUCCAUGCUUUCUUUGGACAACAUCAAGGAAUGGGGGAUGAUUCUAAUCCCACUUGGAGAGACAUCACAAGCGACGACGUUGACCUACCUAACUAAUCAGAGUGUCUACGUAGGGUCACAUGCUGGCGAUUCGCAACUGCUAUGCAUCUCUGAAACACCCACAACUUCGAACCCACAAUCGACACUAGUUACUCCUCCUGAAAUUGCAAAAACAACACCGGAUAAUCUAACCAAAAUAUCUUCAAAAAAGGGUAAACAAAAGGCUCUUCCAGACGACAGUGCGAUGGAUGUAGAUGAUGAGCAAAGUGUCUCUGCGCCCGAUUAUGCGAAAGGACGUGUUGUAGCGCCCCAAGGUUCCUUUAUUAAGAUCUUGGAGACUUACAAGAACAUUUCACCAAUCUUGGAUGCUAUUUCAGUGGAUACUGAUGGUAUUGGCCAGAAUCAAAUCGUAACAUGCAGUGGCCUCGCCAACACGGGAGCCAUAAAUAUUGUCAGAAAUGGUGCUGACUUCAAGGCGCUUGGUUUUGUCCCAGGAGUGCUCAACAUCACGCGUAUCUGGUCGGCUCGUACCGAUCGUGCUCAACAAUAUGAUACGCAUUUGCUAGCCUCGACGGUGAAUGAGACACACUGGUUCUCUAUACACAAUUCACCAAACUUGAGUCUCAAAUUUGAAGAGGAAACGACACUCUGUCUCAAACGUAAUUUACCAACAUUAGCGUUUGCCAACUUUUCCAAGCGCAAUAACGGCGGAUAUAUAGACAGUGGUCUAUUUGUCCAGGUUGUGCCGACUGGUGCUUUCCUAUUUGAAUGGGACCCAUCCGUGGAAACCUUUAUCGAAAAGGAUUCAUGGGAAGUCAAAAAUAUCGUCACAGUGGACAACAGGCCCCUUGAAAUUGUAUCAGCCAGUGUCAAUUCCAGCCAGGUUGGACUAGCGUUGAGCGGCGGCAAAUUGGUGAUUCUUUGUAUAGAGACUGGUGCCUUGCGAUUCCGGAAACUCAUGGAUCAUGUAACGCACUCUGAAAUUUCCGCCAUUACAUUCUUGCCACUGGAUCCAACAAAGAAAUUUUCGACUUAUCUGACGGUGGCGUACUGGGGCUCCAACGUCAUUCAAGUAUUUGCUUUACGCGAAGGACGUCUGGUCACUGACCAGCCUCUGAGAUCACCUCCUUUACCGGCAGUUGUUCGUUCCUUGCUUUUGUACAACUUUGGUACCGAUACCAGUGCAAAAGGGGCCGACUAUCAUCCAUACCUUCUUGCUGGUCUUGGUAAUGGGUCGGUGGCAACUUUACAUUGGAAAGGAGGCGUUUUACAAGAUUUGAAGGUCAUUUCUCUGGGGAACGCACCUGUUAACCUGACGCCAUGCGAAGUGGAUGGAAAGAAAACGGUGUUUGCUGCUGGAAAUCAAGCCACCGUGUUCUUUUGUGAUAAGAACCGUUUAACCAAUUCUGCAAUUAUGCUAAAGGCAAUUUCUGCGGCCUCUAGCUUUAAUACCGGUACAUUUGGAAAGGCUUUGGUUCUUGCUGCUCCUACUGGAUUAUUCAUAGGAUGCAUCAAAGAUCUCGACAAAUUGCAUAUUAGAAGUUUCCCUCUUGGUCUAUAUAAUCCCCGCCGAAUCACGCAUGAGUCUUCCCUGAAAGCGUUUGGGGUAGCUUGCACUCGCACGGUUCCAUAUAGGCUCGGAAACAUUGAGCCGAAUGAAAGCUCUUUCCACUUAUAUGAUGAUACCACUCUUUCCGAGCUUGGGCGGUACAAUUGUGAUACUGACGAAGAAAUUACUUCCGUUGCCUCUCUCAGAAUACAAGUUCAAGGAGAAGAGAAACCCCUCUUCUGCCUCGGAACUAUGAUCUACAAAUCUGAAGAAAACGAACCCUCGGUUGGCCGACUCCUCGUGUUCACAGCAUACACGCCCUCAAAUUCAACCAAAACCUCGACUUUAGAGCUGUCGUUACUUGCCUCAACCAAAGUCGAAGGAUGUGUUUAUGCACUUUCUAUAGUCAACGGGAAGUUAGUAGCUGCAGUGAAUUCUUCUAUUGUUAUGUAUCACGUGGAUGUUACCACAGAAGAUGUUACAGUACCAACAUACAGUUUGAAGAAACUCGCGGAAUGGAAUCACAAUUACUUGGUAACAAGUUUGGGUACAUUCAACAACCGUGUUGUCGCAGGAGAUCAUAUCAGCUCUGUCUCUAUGUUGAAGGUUGAAGACAACAAGCUAUUAUCUGAAGCUAGAGAUUAUGGACCUCUUUAUCCACUAUGCGUGGAAGCUUUGGAUGAAUCGAAUGUAAUUGCUUCAAAUGAUACCCUUAAUUUUGUUUUGUUCAAAUUGGUAGAUAGCCUUCGAGGUAAGAUGUUGGAGACUGUUGGGUUGUAUCAUGUUGGUGAUAUGGUGUCGAAGUUUAUCCGCGGUUCACUUUCAACAACAGAACAAAGCAGGGAGUCUAUGAUUAAGCCUGAGGUCAUCUUCUUCACUGCCUCUGGGAAGAUUGGAGUUAUCUCCGAUGUCGAAGAUCACACUUUGUCGUUACAUCUCACCGAGUUGCAGAGGAACCUGGCUUCAGCCUUACCAGGUGUUGGUAACCAAAGCCACACCAGAUUCAGGGCACCUAAGAACACCCGAGGACUUAGUGACUCUGACACUGCAGCAUAUGGUUUUGUGGAUGGUGAUUUCCUGGAAGAAUUCCUUGGUGUGCUUGACUCCCCCGACAUCCUGGAGAAAGUCAUGAAGGGAGGAAGUGCACCAGAGAAGCUAAAAUUGACGUCAGACGAGAUUAUAAAGAUCUUACAGCAACUUCAAAGCUUGCAUUGA
This is a messenger RNA of Psilocybe cubensis, 3843 nucleotides long. RefSeq lists its product as uncharacterized. Gene Ontology annotation, cellular component: nucleus; site of double-strand break. Gene Ontology annotation, biological process: DNA repair; proteasome-mediated ubiquitin-dependent protein catabolic process. Bases 1 to 3843 code for a protein of 1280 amino acids. The transcript has 14 exons. Gene Ontology annotation, molecular function: nucleic acid binding; protein binding. The record is from RefSeq and is a predicted model, not a curated record. Lineage: Eukaryota; Fungi; Basidiomycota; Agaricomycetes; Agaricales; Agrocybaceae.